Messenger RNA from Cricetulus griseus (Chinese hamster), 666 nucleotides. The record is from RefSeq and is a predicted model, not a curated record. Lineage: Eukaryota; Metazoa; Chordata; Mammalia; Rodentia; Cricetidae.
AUGGAGUUUUGGUGUUCGGGAGCCCUGUCCCGAGCUACCGCCUCAGCUCCGGAGAAAGCUGCCCACCUGUCACUGCGGCCCCGCCACCGCACACGUCCCCCCGCUGACGUCACGGCCAGAAAGGGGCCCCCGGGGGGGGGCGUGCCCCCAGCCGCUGGGCUGGGGGGCCCGGGAGCGGAAGGAGCCCCCUGCAGGCUUCGGGGCUCGAGAGCCGAGUUGGCCCCGAAAGGGCACAAGGAAGCCGCCCCCACUCGGGCUCCCCCACCCCCGGCGUCUGGCGGGCUGCGAGCGACCGGUCCGCAGCCCGGCGCCUCCUGCCCUAUCCCUCUCGCGAUUUGGGGCGCGCUGUUGAGGUUCCUCGGCUCGUUUUUGCGGGAGGGUGCUCGGAAGCAUGAUUGCCCCCAGAAACACGGAGUUAGCGAGCCCCCGGAGCGGAGGCUCCGGACUGCACCCGCAUCGCGGACCUUCGGGCCUUCGAGCCAGGCCUUUGUGCUGGCGGGAAGGCUUGCCCGCCGUGCCCCGCCGGCGAAUCACCCGCAGCCACCGCUUCCUUUCCCGGCGUCCACGCACCCCCUUGGUCUGCAAGGGGGACGCCUGAAGGACCAGGGCUGGACCUCUCCUCCAGCAGCCCCUUCAGGCCCGUGUGUGGGCAGCGAAUGCUGGUAG